AUGUCUGACUCGGAACAACUAGACUAUCAAGUCCCGGAACAAGAUGAAUUAGAUAAUCCAAUGAGAAUAAUUUUAGUAACAGAUUUCGGUCAAGCAUCAUCAAAAGAAGAAUCAAAAGACCAAGAAGAAUCAAAAGAUCAAGAAGAAGGGAUACCGAGAGACUCACAACAAAAAGAAAAUGGAAUGGAAGAAAUUUUAUUAGAUUCGAUACAAACAUUCACUGCAAUGAAUGAAUUUUUUGAUACAUUUGAUGAAAAAAUAGCAUAUCCUAAUGAAGGUCAUAUAAAAUAUGAAGUUGGAUCUGAUGGAUUAGUCAUUAUUAUUGUUGAUUCUAUAGUGUUAAAAGAUGAAGUUUUCAAUUUCAUUGAAGAGUAUGAUGAAAAAUUGACUAAGAAGUUGGAGAAUGAGCAUGACGAUAGUGAUGAGAAAAGUUCUAAGCAAAAUAAGAAGAAAAGAAAACAUUAG
Messenger RNA from Lodderomyces pseudojiufengensis, 465 nucleotides. RefSeq lists its product as uncharacterized. The coding region runs from base 1 to 465 and encodes 154 amino acids. The transcript has a single exon. The record is from RefSeq and is a predicted model, not a curated record. NCBI's taxonomy places the organism in Eukaryota, Fungi, Ascomycota, Pichiomycetes, Serinales, Debaryomycetaceae.